AUAUUUUCAACUAAUGCAAUUGGUGCUUACAUUCGGAAACAGUGGUACAGCCAUGCAGCAUAGUCGAUCAAACAUUUGAAAGGUGCAGAACUGGGUCAAGCUUCAGUUUAAAAUGGCAUCAUGUAUGUAUACAGUAUUCAUGCUGGUUGGUCUGGUGUCAGUACCACAGGUUAUUGGAGGCAUUGGCUUCUUCUGGCACGUGGCUGACCUCCACUAUGACCCCAAUGUAUUCCCAGACACUCAGCAGAAGCCGUACGGUGACUAUGUCAAUGACUCCCCCUGGUCUCUUGUCAACAGCUCUUUACACGCCAUGAAGCAGAUUGAACCUAACGCAGACUUUAUACUCUGGACAGGAGAUACAGGACCUCACAGAAAGAACAGCGUUGAAAAUACCAUCAGCAUCAUUCACGAUGUGACUAAUCUAUUUAUUGAAGUAUUUCCGAAUACGGUGGUAUAUGCGGCCUUCGGUAACCAUGACUACUCCCCGCCAGACCAAUUUCCGCCGCAUGAAAAUAACAUUUACUACGCAGCAGCAAACAUGUGGCAACGAUGGUACCGCGAUUCCACGGCAAAGAAAACACUACUGAAAGGUUAUUGCAUCUAUAUGUUACGCCGGGCCAUUGAAUCAUUGACACAAAAAAUCUUUUUGCUGUGA
Messenger RNA from Lingula anatina, 655 nucleotides. Its product is annotated as acid sphingomyelinase-like phosphodiesterase 3b. The record is from RefSeq and is a predicted model, not a curated record. Gene Ontology annotation, molecular function: phosphoric diester hydrolase activity. Lineage: Eukaryota; Metazoa; Brachiopoda; Lingulata; Lingulida; Lingulidae.